Molecule: messenger RNA, 9158 nt
Organism: Gavialis gangeticus (Gharial)
Lineage: Eukaryota; Metazoa; Chordata; Crocodylia; Gavialidae
Gene: TMTC1
Product: transmembrane and tetratricopeptide repeat containing 1
Exons: 20
Coding region: 387-2897 (836 amino acids)
Biological process (GO): protein O-linked glycosylation via mannose; RNA processing
Molecular function (GO): mannosyltransferase activity; protein binding
Source: RefSeq, a predicted model, not a curated record
AUCAUCUCAAGAGCCUGGAGAGGUAUCUCUAACCAUACCUCCGGAAAAUCCUCCACAUCAAAUGGAAAGAUUGUUGCACAAAUGGUAGAGAAACCAGUGUUAACAGCAUUGAGGUGGUGAUCUUCAAGCACCAACUUCAUAGGGCUGGACAAUGUAUGUGGAUGCCUGACUCUUUGACUCUGAAAACAAGUGCUCUGCUCCCAGCUUUGUAAUAUUUUCUCUGGGCAUCAUGAGAUCUCAGGCCAUUACUAAGACACAAGACAUACCUAAGAAAAUUGAUGCUGACAUAAAGAGUUGUGAGGAGCUGGCUGUUGACCAACUCCUGUGGUACCACAACCUUAACCAAGUAGCCGCCUGUUUUGAGGCUAAACAUAUUAUUGGCUGGUAUGAACCCAUUCUAUUUCCAUGCAGUGAAUGUAAUUUUACACUGUCUAGUGACUGUUGUGCUGAUGUAUACUUGUGACAAAGCUGUAUUCAAGGACUGUCGACUUGCCUUUGUCACAGCUCUGUUCUUUGCUGUGCAUCCCAUUCACACAGAAGCUGUAACCGGUAUUGUAGGCAGAGCAGAUGUCUUAGCCUGUCUACUAUUUCUGUUGGCUUUUCUCUCCUAUAAUAGGAGUGUGGAUCAGCUUUAUGUUGGGGAACAUUUCCCUCCCACUGCCUCUCCCUUCUUCCUGCUGCUUAGUUUGUUUCUUGGGACCUGUGCAAUGCUGGUAAAAGAAACUGGAAUCACUGUGUUUGGUGUGUGCUUAGUCUAUGACUUCUUUUCCCUCUCCUGCAGUGGUCUCAAACUGAGGAAUGGAAGGGCCCAUCAGAGAUUCGCAUGGCAGCCUGUGGCUUCUUCAUCAGCUUCGCUGCAGAUUCCUCCGUCCAGCAGGGAAAAUGGAAAGCACCGCUUUGCUCAGAAAGGGACCUGGAAUUCAUGCCACCCCACAUCACCUGAAGAGCAACGGAGUAGCAGCCUUUCAGUCUCAAACAAAGCCAUGCAGGCUAUUCUUAGCUACCUGACUGCAAAUCACAACCAGAAUUUCUUGUAUACUGCACGACCCUUUUUAAAGAGAGCUGCUUUGGUUAUAAGCUAUGUGCUUCUUGUUUUGUAUUUCCGUCUCUGGAUAAUGGGAGGGUCCAUGCCGAUGUUCUCAGAACAGGACAAUCCAGCUUCAUUUUCACCUUACUUACUAACAAGAUUUCUAACUUAUUCCUACCUUCUGGCCUUCAAUGCUUGGCUUCUGCUGGCACCAAUUACUUUGUGCUACGAUUGGCAGGUCGGGAGUAUUCCUUUGAUUGAGUCAAUAUGGGAUGCAAGGAAUUUAGCCACAAUUCUCCUGGUGGUGGUUAUGAUGUUACUUAGUCUACAUUGCAUAACAGCAUUCAAGAGACUGGAGCACAGAGAAGUUUUGGUUGGCCUGUUGUUCCUGGUUUUCCCAUUUAUUCCAGCCAGCAACCUAUUCUUCAGGGUGGGCUUUGUGGUGGCAGAACGAGUCCUGUACAUGCCUAGCAUGGGGUACUGUAUCCUUUUUGUUCAUGGUUUUAAAAAGCUCUGUACAUGGUUAAAUAAAUGUGGUGUUACUGCCACAACCCUCUCCGCUUUGCUGCUCCUGCUGCUCUUCUCUUGGAAAACUGUGAAACAGAAUGAAAUCUGGUUAUCAAGAGAAUCCCUUUUCAGUUCAGGAGUGAAGACUCUGCCCCAUAAUGCUAAGGUGCAUUACAACUAUGCCAAUUUUCUGAAAGACCAGGGUCGUCACAAUGAAGCCAUCUACCACUAUAAAACUGCCCUCAAACUAUACCCUUGCCAUGCAAGUGCCCUGAAUAACCUUGGGACAUUGACCAAAGACCUGGUGGAGGCCAAGGAAUAUUACAGAAGGGCUCUUAAGUUAAACCCACAACAUAAUCGAGCUCUCUUCAAUCUUGGAAACCUGAUCAAGUCCCAAGGGAAGAAGGAGGAAGCUAUAACCUUAUUGAGGGAUUCCAUUAAAUAUGGUCCAGAGUUUGCAGAUGCUUACUCAAGCCUGGCUUCACUGCUGGCUGAACAGGAACGAUUUAAAGAAGCGGAAGAGGUUUACAAGGCUGGGAUAGAAAACUGUCCAGAAAGCUCAGACCUGCAUAACAACUAUGGUGUUUUCUUAGUUGAUACUGGGGCUCCUGAGAGAGCAGUGUCCCACUACCAGCAGGCCAUCCAGCUCGGCCCAAAUCAUCACGUUGCCAUGGUAAACCUGGGCCGACUCUACCGCUCUUUGGGGCAGAACAAAGAGGCUGAAGCGUGGUACAAACGAGCUUUGAAAGUCUCACGGAAAGCUGAAACCCUGUCCCCACUUGGAGCGCUGUACUACAACACAGGGCGAUACGAGGAAGCAUUACAAGUCUACAGGGAAGCUGCAGUGCUGCAGCCUUCAAACAAGGAGAUUCGACUGGCACUGGCCCAGGUUUUGGCAAUGAUGGGGCGAACAAAGGAGGCUGAAAAGAUGACAAACCACAUUGUGACAGAAGAUGCUGAGUGCCUGGAGUGCUAUCGCCUUUUAUCAGCCAUCUAUAGCAAGCAGGAGAAUUAUGCCAAGGCAUUAGAAGCUAUUGAUAAAGCUCUUCAGCUGAAACCAAAGGAUCCAAAAGUCAUAUCAGAGCUCUUUUUUACUAAAGGAAAUCAGCUAAGAGAACAGAACCUUCUGGAAAAAGCUUUUGAGAGCUAUAAACUGGCUGUAGAGCUGAAUCCAGAUCAAGCCCAGGCCUGGAUGAACAUGGGAGGCAUUGAGCAUAUCAAGGGGAAUUAUGUCACUGCACGUGGCUAUUAUAAGAAAGCUUUAGAGUUGGUUCCAAACAGCAAGUUGCUGAAGGAGAAUCUGGCCAAACUGGAUCGCUUAGAGAAACGGUUACAGGAAGUCCGGGGAAAGGACCACACGUAGAACUGUGAUAAUGGUAGGAGGAACUUCAUAUCCCCUGAAGAUAGGAGCAUGGUGGAAGCCCGCUGGCAUAUGUGACACUGAAAGAGCUCAAAUGUGACUCAGAAUGAAGGAGGAUGAAUUUCAGGUGCACGUCUGUUCAUCACCAAAGUUUCUGCAGGGUGUGCUGAAGAAUGGAGUGAAAACCCUGCUUCAAUCAAGAUUCAUGUUUGGGUUGUACUCCUUUCACUAUGAUUUGUGGUCUAGUUGGGAAACUUGCUGAUUGCUUUCCAAACUAGGCAGACUGUAUAGGGGCAAAACUCUCAUCCACUGUGGCAGGAAUAGAGUGUUGCCUCUUGAUACUCAACACUGAUGUAUCUAGUCCACUUAGAGUACUACUGAUGGGCUCCAGUGCAUGUCCCACAAGUUUUUCUAAGUCAGGAAGAUGGUAACAGUAAUCACCAGAGGCCCUCAGAGGUAAUUUAGGAAUCCAACUCGGAGAAAAUAGUGUUCAUUUUUAAGGCUCCAGUAGUGGCUUUAAAAUGACCCCAAGAAAAGGGAGAACUAUGUCUGGACAUAAUUCUGUCUAGGAAUGCUGAUCCUAUGGCUUGUACAGCAAGUCCUUUGAGGAAAAACCUCAGCUGAAUAUUUUUCUCAUAAAAUAAUCUUUUUGUAACAAGAUUCAUUAUAUUACAAUACUGUCAAAUAUCUGAAGGCUUUUUCACCCCAGUCAGAAUAGUUUUCUAUGAAAAAAUUGAAACCAUUCAAAGAAAAUAAUAUAAAGUUUUAAAAUGGCUUUCCCACACCACCUGCCUUGGAGGGAAAAAAAUCCCGGUCAAAACAUUUUAUCAGGUAAAGCACAGAGAUAUUAGGAAAGAUUUAAGUGAUUGGAUUUUUUUUUAAUAGCAUGGGAAUAUGUUUAUCAUGUUGAUUUUUUGCCAAGUUUCCCCCCUUCUGGAUCUUGGAGGUGAGUUAUAUCUGAUCACUCUAAAUCUAUAUAUUUUUAAAUGUGAGUGGGAAGGCAAGUUUACUUCAGAUUUUAAAAAAAAUUCCAAGUACUAUUUAUUUAACUUAUAAAUAAAAAUGCUUAAUAUAUUUUCUCUGUUUGUAAAGUUGGAUGUCAUCCCUUACAACUGGCCACGCAGCAUGUGGUUGUGACUUUCAACAUGGCACCACAAGGUUGUGCUUGAAUAAUUCCCCCUACUGGUAGUUCUAGAGCAAUUGGAUGUAAUCUAUGGUGGACCAAAUUUUCCACAUAACAACAAUGCCAACACUGUUGGCUUCACUCGGGUUGCACUAGUUCAGCUGAGAUGGGAAUUUGAUUGGUUAUCAAUAACUGCAGUAGUUAAGGAAGGUAGAUCGGACAGUGAUUGAGGCCCUGUCCUUUCACUCAGGACAGCAGAUCAUAUCAAAAGUCUAUUUCUCUCAUAUUACCUCCCAUCAGGAAACCAUUGCACAGCACACUGUAUUGCCAGGUCUCUGCUGAAGAGAAGCCCAGGGUUUGGAAUUGAUAGUUAGGUGGGGAUUGCAGUGUAUGUCAGGGAAAGUUUUGUGGCAAUGGCCCAUAGUAUGACUGAUUUUAGAAACUGGCAGUAAUGUAUCAGUAUUGUGGGCUCUAAAGCAUAAUAGGUAAGCACGAUCAUACCAUAGUUUAGCAGUGACUUUAUCUGUUUUAUUUCAGGGUUUUGAUUUCUAAUUGCUGGUUCUUUCGGUGAAGUCAAUGACUCCAAUCAGCAAUCUCUGAAUUAGAGGGGCUUUAUACAAGCACAAGAGUCUGCCCACCUGGAUCUGGUGGCUGGGCUGAGGUAUAACCAUGGAUGAUUCUGUUCACCAGGUAGCUGAUGCUGUAGUUUAAGACGUUACCUUCUGCACCUGGCCAGGUGAAUCUCCAGGGGCUCGGUAAGACCAUGGAGUCAGAAGGGCUAAGCUCUGAGGACACAUUUACACUGUCCCUGUAGUGAUCCCAGGAGCACUCUUGAGAAGCAGGCCCUGCCUGCUCACUCCCACCCAGCAUGGGCUAAAGUCCAGAAUGAGACAGUAUAGCUGGUUUAAAGUGUGCUCAGAGUCGCAUCCAGGCUCUUUAAAAUGUGCCUCUUGGUCAGGGCAGGUUUCUUGAGGCACACUGUCCUCCCCAGAGACAUACAGACAGAUCCUGAGGAGCCUUAUAUUACUCUGCUUCUCCCCCCUCACCAGCCUCACUUCAUAUAAGGCCAAGUAAACUGCAGCCAUGAUUUGCCACUGGCAUUUUCAGGUGGCAGAGCUAUAACAUUUCCCUUCUAUCCUAAAUCCAAACUACCUCCUUUUCUGCUAAAGGACUUAUUGUCUUUUUGGACUUCUAGGGCAUAUCUGCAUGUGCACCCCAUGGCACGGUUGUUACUGCACCAUCGUUUCGUACUUGCUUUAGGAAGUACCAAGUGGUGGUACAGUAACAGCCAACCUGGCAGCGCACUGUUAUUUUUAGCAUCUACAUCGUCAUAGCAACGUGUUACAGCGAUGGGGCAUCAGCAUCACGGUUUGUUCCUGCUAAUGAGCUAUGUCACCAUAGUGCAUUGCUACAGCAAUGUAGCAUCACGUGUAGACGUGCCCCCAGAGUCAGAGCAGUUGCAAUUAUCCUGUCAGUCAGUUUUGGACAAUCCCUUGUACCUACCUGAUGAUGGCUAUACAUGCUGUCAUGCAACUUGGUAGGUCCCUAGUGAAAUCAUUACUUUGAAAUUAUUUGUCUGGGGUAGGUGUAGGGUUUCAGGCUUUCCCAUAGGACAGGGAGGGAGUAACUCAAUGUCCUGAAUUGGAGCUAACAGGGAGAAAAUGAACUUUUAGCUACAAAGUCAAAAUUGGCAUCCCUGGAGGUCAGGCUGUCAAAUCCUGUGGAAAGCUAUGUAGUCAAAACCAGAUCUAAAAUGAUCUCUGUAAAUUGUCAAUUCCUUAGUUGUACAGCAGUGGGAUUAUAACAAAGUUUUCAAGGCCCAGACAGCAUAUGUAUAUUCAAAGAAGCCUAUAGCACUUUAAAUCAUAAGUAAAAGAUGUUUGCCUACGUUUUCCAAAAAUGCGUGAAGGGGGUAUAUACAGCAUCGUUCAGAUAAAGCUCUCACCCUUUUCCCCCACAGAACUUGCACACUUGGCUGUCAGCAAAGCUUCCCUUUAGAAGAGAAACUUCUCAAAGAAGAAUACAGUGAAUAUUAAUCCACUCUACUCCCAUCUAAGCUAAGCAUACAUCAUUUUGAAACUGAGCCUCUGUGUGCUAAUUUUAGAGCAUAGUGCCUCAGUCUUGCAUGGCAUGAUCUUUAUGCGUGUGCAGAGGUUCAGUGAAAUCUGUGGGAUGCAAGACAAGUAGUAAACAUGCCUUGUCUAGAUAACUACAACCCAAGCAUGUGAAGUGUUCAGUGUUAUCAGCUAAUUCUCACCGAGUUUAAAGGGACUGAAGAGCACUCAGUGGCUUACACGGUAGAGCCCUUCAUGGAUGAUGGGCCAGGGUCCUGAUGGACAAGGAUUUCACUGUAUGGUGUCACUGUCAUGUACUCUAACUUUGCUGAUGUAUUGUUUAUAAAGAUGCUAAUAUCAAUGCUGGAAGCAGCUCCCAGAACAGGAAUGUUCAAGCCAUGUUUUCCUGUAACUCACUACUUUGAGACCUAACUGAAGACACUCGAGGCAUGAGAAUAUGUGGGAAUGGAGUGGGUGGGGCACAUGAAGGAAAUCUGUUGGUAAAAGCUGUAUAGCAUAUACAUUUUUCCUCAGAAAAAAGUAAGUUAGAUGAAAAUAAAGAAUAUAUAUUCUCCGUGCCACACAUGUGGUUUUAAAUUGUGGCCAGUGAAGCUAUUUUUUAAAUUUUAGAAAAGUUGUAUUUUUUUAAACAGGAUUAUUGAGGACAAAGACUUUUUGUUUGAACUUUGGUUGAAAGUUUCUAUCAGGUCAGUCAAGGAAGACAAAGGAGGUGUCGUUACCACAAUAGCAUUUGAUUAAGGCUAUGUUGUCCUGUGCAAGUACAUCAAUACAGAACAGCUUUCUGAUGUCUGUCCAAGAUGCAGGAAAAGAUACCAUCCGACCCCUGGCAACAGGAUUCUAGCACUAUCUUUGCAGAAAGGCAGCACAGAAUCACCCCUGUAAUGUAUGGUGGGGAUUUAGCAGUAGGGCAGGUGUGUGCUUGUAGUUGUGCUGUCUCUGCUUGCUUGCUUCAGCCUUAAACUUCAGUUGCCUGCCAACACAUGAGAAACCUGCUGGUAUACACUGGCAACAUAUCAGUAGAGAGUGAGGUUUAAUCCCAUCUGAAAUAAAUCCUAGCCUAUGCACAGCUGUGAAAGGCUGAAUAUAGACUUUCAUGAAGCAAAUUUACAACGGUUUUAGGGACAGGAGAAGAGAACUCAUUUAAAUAAUCCCUCUUCCCCCCCACCUCCAAACAGCACUUUCUGGCCCAAACCAAUGCAAAUAAUAAUAUAAAAACCAGGUAAUAUAAACUGAUCAAUUAUUCCCCAAGCUUUCCAGAGCCCCAAACUAGCAAAGCAUGUGUACAGCUUUAAGUGCACAAAUAGUCUCUUUGGCUUCAAUACUAAAAUGCUUGGCUGGAUUAAGGCUUGAAUCUUAUGAAGUGUUUACUAGAGGUGAGGAUGAACAAUGGUGUGUUGUUUGCAAUAGGUUGUCUCACCCAAAAGGAAUUUUUUCUGUGAAGAUAAGUAGAUUAAGUUAACUUGUGUGCAAAUGGAUGUUAUUCUCAUUAAUUAUAGGAAACAGCUGCUCUUUCUGGUUUUAUACAGCUCCUAAAAGAACAAAACUAUAAAUACUUUGGUUUCUGCCUAUGAAAGUACUCAGCAUGCUUAGCACAUUAUGAAUGCAUAUUUUGCUGAAAACCAUAGUAGGUGGUGGCUCGCUCUUCCAUGUAUGAAGUGGCAUUGUCUAAUCCUCUAUACCUGUAUAGUGGCAUAUCAGCCCAGUGAAGUAACCCAGACUUUUAUAUACUAUUUAUGCAUUUCAAUCUUAAAUGAAAAACUAUAAACAAUUCUCUCUCUUCUUCUUCGGUCUUUUUUCACCCAGAACAAUACUUUUGACUGAUGGGGCUUUUGGAAUUUUUUUUGUUUUGUGUGGGGCUUUUUCAAACAUCUUGCUUGUUUAAAAUAUGCAUUCUUUGCUUCUCCCCCUUUCUUUUUUCUAUUGCUCAGAAGAAAAGACUUAAGGAGGUUGUUAUUUUUAUCUUGCUCUUCCACUCUUUGGGCUAGAUUUUCAUUAAAAUGUACAGGGAAAAUUGUCCAAAUUGACACAACUACACAUCAGAGAAAAUGGUGCAUUAAUUCCAAAUUGAAAAAGACCCCAUACAAGAGACAGUGGACUCUGUAGCCACACAGUCAUGCUGUCCUAUGUAUGGGGGCUAAUUUUCCAAGGAUGUGAACACCCACCAUCCCAAAUCAACAGGAACGGCAGCACCUUAGUAUCUAGCAAAAUCAGACAACUAUUGGGUAUAUUUUGCUUUCUUUGGAAUUAAGAGCAUUGACAUGCUGGUUUUACUUGCUAGCAAAUACUCUGAGGCUAGUUGUAUGUGCGUUGAUUGCCCAUCCUCACUUCAUCAAAGCAAAUAUUUAAGUUCCACUGAAGACAAUGCAUAGUUACACCUGCUUGAAAUGUGUGUGCAUUUUAUUGUUUGCAUGCCUGAUUUCUGCUUUUUACAGGUAAUAAUGGUGCACAACUUUUGAAAAUCUAGCCCACAGGGAGUUUUUAGAGGGCUCAUGCAAUAGUUUUAAAAUGUACAAUUUUGCUUUCGUAUGCAUUUAAACAGAAUAGCAAAAGGAGAAAUUGCUUGACAUAAUAUUGUUGCAGUGUGGCAACAUUGCUUUAGGUGAUCUCUAUAACUUUGUGCAGAACUUCCUUGCCAUGUUUGUACUGGCUUGCUGAAAAUUUCUUUAUUCUGGGAAAUUUCCCCAAACAGCAUCCUCUGUGAAAGUUUAUGGCUUCUACACAUUUAUUACUGUCAAGAUCACUUUGCCUGAAGUGGGUGUCAUACUGCAUUUUUGUUCUAUCAUUUGGGAGUUAUUUGCCUUGGUUAUUGUUCAUAUGGUUCUUACAUUUGUAUCUCUUAUUUUAUCAGUUGUGCAUCUCUCUUUUUUUGAAAAAAUAAUACCAGUUAGAUAUAUUUUAAAAUUAAAUUAUCAUUAAGCAGCUGGAUGUAUGUCAGUAGUACAGGAAUUUGAAGUCUUUUUGCUUCUUUCACUGUGGGGUUUAUGGAUACAUUUUGCCUAUAAUGGAGUUAUGCUCAAAGUCUUUCUGAAAGAAAAUGUAUGUAAUGUCUAUUUUAUAUAAAAAGAA